AUGGCAGAGGUACGGCAGCAAAGGAACAUUGUCAUUAUCGGUGGCGGCAUCAUCGGCUGCACCACAGCGUACUUCCUCACUCGCCAUCCCGCCUUCAACCCCUCCAUCCACAGCGUCACCGUCCUGGAAGCGACCGCCAUCGCCUCGGGUGCCUCGGGCAAGGCCGGCGGUCUCCUCGCCCUCUGGGCUUAUCCUUCCAGCAUCGUGCCCCUCUCCUACCGCCUCCACGCCGAGCUGGCAAAAGAACACGACGGCGCGACGAGAUGGGGUUACAGGACUCUUCACUGCGGUUCCCUCAGCGCUAAGGGAAAAGAUGAUAAGACCAGUGCCAACGCAGCCCAAGCGGCGGCAGUCAAAGGCGACCAGUGGCAGAAGCUGCCCAAGACGGACAAGAAGAGGGGUGUGGCGAAGGGGGUCCCCGAGGAACUGGAUUGGUUUGAUGAUGAGGCUGUGAAGGGAUACUCGGAGAUGGGGACACCGGCUACCACUGCACAGGUCCAUCCCUAUCAGUUCACGACCUCCAUGGCCGAGUUGGCGACCGAUGCUGGUGCGAGAGUGAUACUGGGCGCCGUUACGGCCAUCGAUUAUACGGGACCCCACGGCGUCAAAGGUGUAACCUAUGAGGACAAGGAGACGAAACAUAUCCACACUCUGCCAGCUACCGACGUGAUCUUGUCUGCCGGGCCGUGGACGAGCCAUGUCUUUCCCGAGGCGCCAAUCGAGGCGAUGAGGGCGCAUAGUGUAGUGGUCGAGGCGGAUGUAAGCCCGUACGCGGUCUUCAGCGAGAUUUCGCUGCCCAAGGAUUUUGGAACGAUGGGUGGAGACGAUGUCAAGAGGAGGAGACACGGUACGAGUGUGUCUCCGGAAAUGUACGCCAGGCCGGACGGCACAGUCUACGCAUGCGGCGAAGGCGACUCCCUCGUCCCCCUCCCCAAAACCAGCGACCUGGUCGUCUGCGAUGAAGAUCGCUGCCAGGACAUAAUUGACUACUGCGGCUCCAUCUCCACACUCAUGCGCUCUGGCGCCAUCCUGGCAAAACAAGCUUGCUAUCUCCCAUCCGUAGCAGGAGGUGGCGGGCCACUGAUUGGCGAGACGGGGAUCAAGGGCUUGUUAAUGGCGACGGGACACACGUGUUGGGGAAUUCAGAAUAGCUGUGCGACGGGCAAAUUGAUGAGCGAGUUUGUGUUUGAGGGAGGAGCGAAGAGCGUGAGCAUUGGGGGGUUGGAUCCGAGGAGGGUUCUGCAGGCAUGA
This is a messenger RNA of Drepanopeziza brunnea f. sp. 'multigermtubi' MB_m1, 1251 nucleotides long. RefSeq lists its product as uncharacterized. Gene Ontology annotation, molecular function: oxidoreductase activity. Lineage: Eukaryota; Fungi; Ascomycota; Leotiomycetes; Helotiales; Drepanopezizaceae. The record is from RefSeq and is a predicted model, not a curated record. Gene Ontology annotation, biological process: retrograde transport, endosome to Golgi. Gene Ontology annotation, cellular component: late endosome; cytoplasm.